UCUUCGCAUCACGCGACUUCACGUGUGUACAUGCACCGUUGGCACGUACGUACACACAUGUCCGGAAAACAGGAUGUGGUUUAUUCGUGUUCCUUCUUUUCGUGUUUGUGUGCAAAUGGGAAGUGUGCAUACACACGUUGCGCCGUGCACUUGUGCCUGUGACUGGAACGACGUCUAUUCAUCCACUUGUCACAUGCAGUUCUCUCAUUGGUGUAUACUCCAUCUGCUCGUUACUCUGUCACCCUUCCCCACUUCAGAAUUUCCUUGGUGCUCCGUUCAUAAAAUAAGCACGAUGUUUACUUCCUGUGUAACGGCACGGAAGCCGUUCCUUCCGACUUUGAUGGAUUUUUUUUCCAAACUCAAAAUUGCAAUUCGAAUCGGUAUCGAAUUCGAUGAGUUAUUACCCGAUGGACUUUACGAAACAACCGAAAAAUGUUUAGUUUUGCGUUGAAAAAGAACAAAAGACAGUGGCGUUUUUUUGGAGGUACGAGCACUCCUUUAACUAAUCAUUAUGUAAAUGAUGCAAAUUAUUACGAUAUCUCAGGCAAUAAUGAUAAUUCGGAUCCCCUGGAGAAAUUUUACUUAAUUACCGAACAAAGGUGGCACACAGAUUCUGUGCUGCCUAUUCCUUUAUUGCCAUCUACAGAGGGAAUGUCUGCUCGAUCUCAUCACAGGAUCCCACAGUCCAUAACGGGACUGGAUGAUGCUGUUAUGGAUUUGCAAGCAGCUCAACUUAGUACCCGUACAGGACAGGAGGUACAUUCCACUGCGACUUUAUCAUGGCUAGACUGGCAAUUGCCCCUGUUCGUAGCACUUUGCGCCAUCGCUGGCGCUAUUCUCUUUACAUUUCUGGUUUUGUUAUGGCUGAGGAAACAAAUGUCGCGUGAAAAGGAUACAGAAGAUGGUGAUAGGAGAGGUUUGGUAGAGGAAGGUGCUGUAUGUCCACCUGAGAAACCUGCUAAAGCUACAAAAGGAUCAAUUGAAUGGGUUCAUCAACCAACAGCAAAGUCAUCUAUUCAAUCUGUUCAAUCUGUCAAAUCAGUCACUCAAGCUACUGGCUUACCAGAGGUAAUGUCAGUAGUAACACCGGAACACAGACCUGAACCAAUACGUAUAAAACCUAAAGGAUUAUUGGAACGCCGUGGUUCAAGUGCAAGCUUAACUAUAGAACUAGCACCUCCUCCUGAAAGUCCACCACAUAUAGUUACACCUACUCGUGAAUGUACUGCAGAGGAAUUUUUGUUGAGUGCUGGAAAUGUUCUUUCAAGAGCACAGCUUAAAAAAGCUAUUAGUGAUCCAGCAUCACUGCACAAAGAAUUUUGGGAAGUUCCACUUAAUUUACCUGAAGAACUAGAUAUUUGUGGAUCUAAAGUGAAGAAUCGAUACUGUUCUGUGUUACCAAAUCCGCAGUCAAGAGUGGUUUUACCGGGUUCUUCUGAUGAUCCCCUUUCUGGUUAUAUUAACGCCAAUUAUAUACGUGGAUACGACGGAGAAGAUGCUCGUUACAUUGCAACACAGGGACCAUUGGCUCACACAGUAGCUGACUUUUGGAAAAUGGUGUGGGCAGACAAAGUCUCUGUAGUUGUUAUGAUGACAAAGUUGCAUGAAGCAGCCAAAACAAAAUGUGAAGCAUACUUUCCACUGGACAAAAACAGUCGUAUACAGGCGGAAAAUUUUACUAUUAUUGCAAAUUCUAUUGAUUCAAGGGAUGGUUAUAUAGUCAGAGAUUUAGAGAUUAGAUACGAAGGAGAAAGAAGACAUGUGCAGCAUUACUGGUAUGAUUCAUGGCCGGACCAUGCAGUACCUCAAGCUGCAGAUACUCUUGUAAGCUUAGCUGCUGAAGUAAAUUCUCUACCAGGGCCAGUCGUUGUUCAUUGUAGUGCAGGAAUUGGACGAACUGGGUGUUUCAUAGCUUUAGCUACGGGUAUGACACAGUUAUUACGAGAUGGAAACGUAGACGUACUGGGUAUACUAUGCCAAAUGAGAUAUGAUAGAGGAGGCAUGGUUCAAACAGCAGAGCAAUACGAAUUUGUUCAUCGUGCACUUUGUUUGUAUGAACAAACACUUGAUGGUGGUAAAUCGUCGACUUCGGGAGAAUGAAGUAACCGAGAUAACUGAAUUAAAUGACAUUUACUGAAAGAAAAAUUCUUCUGAGAAUUACUACAAAGAGGUUUCUAAAACGACUACUGGAUAUUGUCUGCAACAUAUUGCUAUGUCCAGAUCUAAAUAUAUCUGCGGUGAAGGAAAUUCUGUGAGGAGGAAUCUUAGUUCCAAUUCGAGACCGGUGGAUAUCUCAACUGUUUUCACCUAUUCAAGAUGAGUUCUAUCUCAUUGAAAAAGCUGCCAUUUCUAUACUGCCAUGACGAAUUGUUGACAAUUAAUAUCAAGUCAGAAAGCUCAAGACAAAGGCAAAUGGUUUAUUGACUCAUGCUCUAAGGAACACAUUCUUGAACGGAAUUAAAACUGUUUGGCAAAUGAAUAAGAAUAUUUCAAUUUAACUCGUGAAAUAAAAGAUUGCGGUUUGUUACCGUCGAUUCAGGUUUUUACGUAUUCACUGUGUGUUUCGUGUUAAUUCGUUACAAAAAAUUGCGGUUAUUCUUAGUCUUGAACUUUCUAUGGUACGAGCAGUUUCUUCCUAGCUUUCCAGUGCAGCAAAUUGUUGUACAAUUAAAUUCAGCUGCCCAAUAUACACAAUUACUGAUAACAAUGUUAAUGGAAAUAUUCUAUUGAAACCAUCAAAUCAUAAUUACAGAAAGGCAGAUUUUAUUUGUUACUAAAUUGGGACCCAGAUCAAUUAAAUAUUUUUAUCCUAUUUGUAGUUCCUAGUUAAUUUUACAGUUCGACGUAUACAAUGAUUUCCAUGACUUUUAUUUAAUUUAUCAACAAAGACUGAAUGCAGGUAGUACAAUACGUUUAUUAUAUAAGUUAUAAAUCUAACUAGACAUAAUAUGCUGUAACAAACUGAAAUUUAUGACGCGCAUAAUGUUCAUAAGAAACGUAGUUACACUUAAAAAAAUUGUAAUUCAGAGUAGUAAAUUGUAGGUUGGGUUUGUUAAUCUAAACUUUCAUGAAAAUUUUAGUAAUCCUUGCAGUAGUGAACCAAAUAUUGCAUAUAAAAUUAAUUAUUUAUUCUAUUCGCUAUUUCCAGCAUUAAAUAAUCUAUAAAAGAAACUGAUACAAUCACACAAAUACAAAAUGAAAUGAGCUGCAGCUUUUUUACAAAUGACUGUUUUGUUCGUUUGUUUAUUUAUAUAUAUAUUGAAUUUGUUGACAAAAAUGACAAAGUAAGAAUUGAUUAACAUCUCAUAGUAUAAAAUUUCAUGACUCGAACAAAUGUAUUUUACUCAAUUAUAGAUUUCAACAUCAUAAAAUACCAAAGCUGUUAUUAGUGUUUCCUGAAUAUUGCAUACCGAGACAAAAUAUAUUACAAAGUCUGUAAAAUUUAUGAUCCUGUAACUUUGAUUAAGUUCUUACAAUUGUUUUUUGUUAAUUUCAAUUUGAUCUAUUGUUUUAUCAAAUUGUGUGAUUUAAUUUAAUAACUAUUGUAAACAGGCUUGAGAAUUGUUUGUAUGGGUGUGUUAGAGUGAAGCCUGUAAUUGUUUCAGAUGUAAUUAGUCUAUUCACCUUCAUAACAUGAUUAGUUAAUCGUGUUAUAAAACCUUUCAUCAGAUUAUUGAUAUAAUGCCUCAGAAUUUUUCUGUCUUGUAUGUGAAUGUAAGAAUGUGAAUUUUGAGUGAAAGUUUGUGAUAUGUAUACAUAUACAUUUGUACAUAUGUUGUACAGAGAGCAAAUUAUAUUUAAGAAAUUAUGUAUUUGUGUAAGAAAGUCAAGAGUAAAUUAUUUAUGAAUAUAUAAAGUGACUUUAAUGUAAACGUAUUAACGUAACAAUAACAACAAUAAUAAUAAUUUAGAAGCCCUUUGGUGUUCAAUUGUACUUAUGUGACGUAAUAAAUGUUUAUAGUAUCCA
This is a messenger RNA of Megachile rotundata (alfalfa leafcutting bee), 3967 nucleotides long. RefSeq names its product tyrosine-protein phosphatase non-receptor type 5. Gene Ontology annotation, molecular function: protein tyrosine phosphatase activity; protein kinase binding. Gene Ontology annotation, biological process: protein dephosphorylation; signal transduction. Gene Ontology annotation, cellular component: cell junction; cytosol; plasma membrane. The record is from RefSeq and is a predicted model, not a curated record. Lineage: Eukaryota; Metazoa; Arthropoda; Insecta; Hymenoptera; Megachilidae.